Camelina sativa (false flax) is the source of this 1038-nucleotide messenger RNA. NCBI's taxonomy places the organism in Eukaryota, Viridiplantae, Streptophyta, Magnoliopsida, Brassicales, Brassicaceae. The record is from RefSeq and is a predicted model, not a curated record.
CUCAAGAUAUUUUAUUUUUUCAAUGAUUUAUAAGACCUUCUUUAUCGGGAGUUCAUAGAGAGGUUGAUAGAGGAGUUCUUAGUGAUUUGUUGAAAAAAAAAAUCAAAAGAAAAAAAAAAUAUAAGAUUUCUCCUUAUAUUAGUAUACUAGAUCGUGGAUUAAGAGAAGCAACGUGUCAGUAGUUCUCUCUCUGGCGUUUCUGUCUCUCGUCUCUCUCUCGGUAGAUCGAUGAUUUUAAUGGAAAAAACUUGAGAGUUCUUGGUAAAAUUGAGAAGUAAAACAGUGGGCAAAUCGUAUUUUACUGGAGAUAUCAUCAUCUCCAUCAACUGCAGCACCAUCGACGGUGGCAGUUCAUAAAUUGGAGAGGGGUUUUGCUUCACAAAAUCGGAGAUUGAAUUAGCCAAUUCUCGAAUUGUUUGGUUCAAUGAUGCGAUGAAUUAGAUUUGUAUUAGAAAAAUUAGGGUUAUAUGUUGAUAGCUGUUUGGGAAUUUGUAGUUUGAUGAGUGUUUGUCAAAUUGGAUUCGACACUUUCCCUGUUUGUUUAAAUUGCAUGCAUUCACUAUAUGCUGAAUCCCUGAACUCGGUUCUGUUAUGGGCAAUAUACAUGAACUGCUUUGUUGAGAACAAGAUGGUUUCUGUUGAAAGGAUCAAACAAUUCACUGACAUUCCAUCUGAAUCCGAGUGGGAGCGCAAAGAAAACCUUCCCCAUUUGAAUUGGCCCUUCCAUGGCAGUGUACAUCUGGAAGACCUCAAGGUGCGCUACAGACCGAACACUCCACUUAUGCUCAAGGGAAUCAGUACUAGGCUUGUGGUUGAUCUGAAGCUACAGUUGACGAAGGAGAGAAUUCUCGAAGACAAAUGGCUUCUUGUUCUUUACGUUUAUGAAUUUUUUUUCCCAAAUGUUCUCGAUUGAUAUUUAUUUUUCCCCUCCUUAUUCUCUUGAUGAUCAAGUAGCUUAGUGUUGUUGCAUAAAUUCUAAAAGUUUCAAUUUAUGGGAAAAAUUCGGGAUACCACUUCCAUUCUAUUUAAAAAUUUUAA